Betta splendens (Siamese fighting fish) is the source of this 2227-nucleotide messenger RNA. RefSeq names its product EF-hand domain family, member D1 (gene efhd1). The transcript is spliced from 4 exons. The record is from RefSeq and is a predicted model, not a curated record. Gene Ontology annotation, molecular function: calcium ion binding. The coding region runs from base 58 to 795 and encodes 245 amino acids. Lineage: Eukaryota; Metazoa; Chordata; Actinopteri; Anabantiformes; Osphronemidae.
AGCUUAACACACUGGUACUUGGUCGUCGCAGCCUCGGUCGCAGCACAGACCUGCAGCAUGGCAUCGGAGGAGUUGUCUCGGAAGCUGCAGUCGCGCCUGGCCGCAACGCGGGAGGCCGAACCGAGCCCGGAGGUCAAGCCGGGUCUGAAGGCCGAACCAAGCGAGAAGGUCGAACUCAGCCCGGUCCGAACGAAAACGCAAGAAGCCGAUGCAGCCUGCGGCGACUCGUCCUCCGAGCUGUCUGCCAAACUGACCCGCAGGCUGGACAUCAGUGAGGGCAACGCGGCUCCUCGGGCCAGUCGCGUCUUUAACCCCUAUACGGAGUUCAAGGAGUUCUCCCGAAAGCAGAUCAAGGACAUGGAGGCGUUGUUCCGACGGCAUGACACUGGGAAAGAUGGUUUUAUCGACCUGAUGGAGCUGAAGCUAAUGAUGGAGAAGCUGGGAGCUCCACAGACCCACCUGGGGCUGAAGAAUAUGAUCAAGGAGGUGGAUGAAGACUUUGAUGGCAAGCUGAGCUUCAGAGAGUUCCUCCUGAUCUUCCGGAGAGCAGCGGCUGGAGAGCUACACGAGGAGAGCGGACUGAUGGCUCUGGCCAGGCUGUCGGAGAUCAAUGUGUCCAUUGAGGGGGUGAUGGGGGCCAAGGACUUCUUUGAAGCCAAGAUGCAGGCUUUGUCUGUGGGCAGCAAGUUUGAAGCUGAGAUUCGAGAGGAGAAGGAGGAGCGUAAAAGACAGGAAGUGGAGAAGAAGCAGAGGCAAGCAGCCUUCAAGCAGCUCCAGUCUACCUUCUGCUCCUGACCAGCCAUAGCCCAGACACGCUCCCUCAGCGACACCCACGUUUUAGAAAUAGCUUCACAUUCUGCUCAUGGAGCAGAGUGUCAAAAUCUGGCACCUUCCUAUCCAAAUUCUUUGAAGCUGCAUUUGGGCUAUUCCUCCGCUUGUAAAACAUAUCACAGCAGCUGGAGCGUAACCUCUCAUACGCCGGGAGAUCAGCGCUAGAGAAUUUAUGCAAAAGUAUUUGUUGUGGAUCUUUCUUUGGAUUGGUGUUUUCUGUUGUUCUGAACAGUGCUGUCUCAUGUUCCUAUCAUUAACAAUUGUGCUAUAAGUGUUAAUGAGUGUCAUUAAAUUAACCUCUAGUACACGUGUCGAGCUCUGUGUGUGCCCCUGCUGGUCUUCCAGCUCCCCCUGCCGAUUACCGUGAUCAGGUGUAUCAGUUGGCUUUUCUAGCUUGUCAUUGACUGAACACAUCUGGUCAAGCUAAUCAGUAGGAGUUGGGGCAGGGAGAGGCGGUAAACCGGCAUCACUUCGACAAUAAGUGUUUACAUCACACUAUUGGGUCAGUGGGCUAAGAACGCUUGGCGUCAUCUGUAAAGGAAUGGUUCACAUUUCGGGUGGUUGACAUGCUUGAGUCUAAUUUCUGUGUUCUGUACAUUGUACUAACCCUGGCAUUUCCCCAAUUCACCUCCUUUAAAUCUUCUGUGCAAAGACCACAGAGUUUUGGCUUCCUCUUAGGGGAGGUCCCCAGUCCUUGACCCUAUCCCAUCUGUGAUUGCUCAUGUAGGCACCAGACCUGAGGACUGGCCUAGGAUCCCUUGUUCUCCAUGCUGUCUGUAUAAUCAGCGGCAUGAGUGCACAGGAAUGACACAUUCAAUCUCAAAUGAAUGCAAAUCAUGUCCCUCAGCCCUGUAGCAUAACAAGACAAGCCCCAAGGCCACUUCAGUGAGUGCGAUUGGUCACCAGCUUCUUCACAGCCAGAACCUGUUAGGUUUUGGUGUGUCCCUUAAACUGACCUGCUUCAGUACGUUAAGGUGGAAAACAGACAGCUAGCAGCCGUAGCUAAGCAUAGCCCACCCCACGUCUAUAGGCAUCCUGAACCUGAUCCUACCGGUGUCACAGUGCUUCGGAUCAUCUAGACAUGGAUCUUGGAGUCUUCAGAUCAGAUUUUCUCUAAGCUGUGUGUAUUGUUACUGUGAAUGCUCUUUUUCUCUGUAGCAUGUUCAAGGUGUCAUAACAUAACUACUAAUGUGAGAUGGACAGUGUAUUUUUUCAUGAAUAAAGUAAAGUAGUCUAUAUUGUUAUGUGUUUGAGACCUACAGUAUAUGUUGCCAAAUCUGGAAAGGUCGAUGAAAUCUAUUUUUGGGCACUUGUACAGUUAUUGUGUUGUUAUAAUCCCUGUUGGAAUGCAAAUGUUUGACUGACUGGAAUAAAUUAAGGUGAUUAAAAAAUCUGA